Sciurus carolinensis (gray squirrel) is the source of this 2574-nucleotide messenger RNA. It is a transcript of the gene Tmbim1, whose product is annotated as transmembrane BAX inhibitor motif containing 1. Gene Ontology annotation, cellular component: Golgi apparatus; membrane; endoplasmic reticulum. The transcript is spliced from 12 exons. Gene Ontology annotation, biological process: negative regulation of apoptotic signaling pathway. NCBI's taxonomy places the organism in Eukaryota, Metazoa, Chordata, Mammalia, Rodentia, Sciuridae. The coding region runs from base 363 to 1298 and encodes 311 amino acids. The record is from RefSeq and is a predicted model, not a curated record.
UGGAACAGUGAGGGGCAGGCUUGCCUUAAGUGAGUGCAUGUCUUCUCAGCUCUGACCUCUUGAGUCUCAAUCUCUGGAGCAGCCUCUCUCUUGAGCUGCUGGUAGGGUUGGAGCCCAUUGUAGAGGACUGACUGGUUGGGCCUCCACUUCCUGUGUAAGCCUUCUCGGUCACAAGAGGGUCUUAGACUGGAGGCCAUGGCCGAAGGGGUGAGAAGUUUGGAUAGACAAGCUAUGUAAAUGAGGAACUCAAGCACAGAGACUCAGAACGUGGCUCUGGACCAGUCUCCAGUCCCAAGUCUUGACUUCAUCUCACCCUGGCAAGGUCCCAGCAGCUGGGGAUUCCCCUCAGCUCUUGAGCGGCCAUGUCCAACCCUACUGCUCCACCUCCGUAUGAGGACCGCAACCCCCUGUACCCUGGCCCUCCACCCACUGGGGGCUAUGGGCAGCCAUCUGUCCUGCCAGGAGGGUACCCUGCCUACCCUGCCUACCCACAACCUGGUUAUGGCCAUCCUGCUGGCUACCCACAGCCUAUGCCCCCAAUCCACCCGAUGCCCAUGAACUACGGCCCUGGCCAGGGCUAUGAUGGAGAGGAGAGAGCAGUGAGUGACAGCUUUGGGCCUGGAGAGUGGGAUGACAGAAAAGUCCGACACACAUUCAUCCGAAAGGUUUACACCAUCAUCUCUGUCCAGCUACUCAUUACGGUGGCCAUCAUUGCUAUCUUCACUUUCGUGGAACCGGUCAGCCAGUUCGUGAGGAGGAAUGUGGCUGUGUACUACGUGUCUUAUGCGGUCUUCAUCGUCACCUACCUGACCCUUGCCUGCUGCCAAGGACCCAGGCGCCGGUUCCCAUGGAACAUCAUCCUGCUGACUCUCUUUACUUUUGCCAUGGGCUUUAUGACGGGCACCAUUUCCAGUAUGUAUCAGACCAAAGCUGUCAUCAUUGCAAUGAUCAUCACUGCUGUGGUGUCCAUUUCCGUCACCAUCUUCUGCUUCCAGACCAAGGUGGACUUCACCUCAUGCACAGGUCUCUUCUGUGUCCUGGGAAUUGUGCUGAUGGUGACUGGGAUUGUCACUAGCAUUGUGCUGUACUUCAAAUAUAUCUACUGGCUCCAUAUGCUCUAUGCUGCUCUGGGGGCCAUUUGUUUCACCCUGUUCCUGGCUUACGACACACAGCUAGUCCUGGGGAACCGGAAGCAUACCAUCAGCCCAGAGGACUACAUCACGGGUGCCCUGCAGAUCUACACUGAUAUCAUCUACAUCUUCACCUUCGUGCUGCAGUUGGUGGGGGAUCGCAACUGAGGAGCACUGUUUCACCCACCCUGGGCUCUCCUUUCCCUGCGGGCUUGGGCCCUGUGACUGGGGUCUGGGCCUCAGACCCUUUUUUCUUCCCCUCAAGUAAUAUGCCCAGUUUCCUCUCUGUCCUGGAGAUGGGCAGCCUCUCUGGCUGUGGAGGUGUGGGAACCUGCAUUGGGCAGCAGAUGCUGGAACAGUUGGGACCUCUUGGUGGGCUUGGUGGGAGCUAGGCUGAGGAUGUGUCUUCUCCGCUCUCCCCACAACAUGGCACCAAACUCUUAGCGGGUGUGGGUGGGGUGGAUGGAAAAGAGCCCAUUCUAUAGCUGAAAAGAAAUGUGGACAUAGAAGAGGCUUCAAGGUGAAGGGGUUCCUCUCCCACUGUCAGGGCUUCUAGCCUAGGAACCUGGAGUCUGUUUCCCCUCCUAAAUCCAGUAAAGCCAGACAGUAUUGUCCCCACCUCUUGGACUCAUAGGCCACUAUUCUAGUCUCCUUAGGCUUGGCAUCUUUUAGCUCAGAAAGGUAGGAAGAGAUCUGGGCCUAGGGGCCUCCCCACUCUAACCCCAUCUUGUUUUAGUAACAUGUAUAUAUUGUUUAUCUAGGUUAGGGCUGCGGGAGGACGAAGAGAUGAGCAAAGUAAAGUACAGGGGCCAACACAGAGCACACCUCCCCUGAGCUUCCUCCAGGCUUGGAUGGUGGUAGAGAGCAGGACAUUUGGAGCCUCUGGUCCCCAUUCUCCAAAGACGCCUGGGACCUCCCUAGGUGCUUCUGAGAUCUAUCAUCAGAGGAUCCUUUUACUUUCUCUGCUCAGGCUCUCACAAAAUGAGCACAAAAUGAGGACCAGGGUCAGGAAAUGGGGUAGUCUGAUCAUGAGUGUGGCAUGGAAGUAGCCAGGAAGGAGGUGGGUGGAGGCCUGGAAAAUGCCGCAGGGCCUCCCAACUCAAUUUGAGACCCACCUUGGUGCCCAAGACGACUUCUGUGUCCUUCCCUUCUGUUAACCCAGGGAGGUCCCUGAGAGGAAGGCAACUUCCUCCUCAGCCUGUUCUGAACUCCCAGUGGGGGGCUUUUUGACUUGAGACCAUCACUCUAGACAGCCUCUGCUUUCUUUGUAAUACAAGUGCCUCAAGCUGUAAUAGGGGAGGGGAGGUCAGUCUAUCGGGUAGGGGCGGAAACCACAUCAGCCCAAGGAUAUAAUUAGGACUUCUUUAUUGAGUACUUGAUCCUAAAUAUAUCACACAAAGGAACACAACUAAAAAUGUAAUAAAGUUUUGUUUAGAAGUUAAAA